AUGUCAGCCGCACCAGAGAGGCCAAGCACGAGAAUAGCGUCGAUGUGCGCCGCCGCGGAGACCGCGCGGGUCACGCACUCAUUCAAGGUCGUUGGCAGGAGCGUGCACAAGGGCUUCGGGGUCGGGAUGAGCGUCCGCUCUGCCACCUUCUCCGCCGGAGACCACAACUGGUGCAUCAAAUACUAUCCCAACGGAAACGCCGACAACUGCAAGAACUAUGCCUCCGUCUUCCUCGAGCUCGUCAGCAAAAAUACCGAGGCGACUGUGCUCUACGACUUCAGGCUGGUCAACCAGGCCACUGGGCUUUCAUCCUCCUUGUUCUCAUCUAAGGCGUUAUUCAACGAUGAAAAGCCAAGCUGGGGCCCCCGAAAGUUCAUCAUCAAGAGCGAUCUGGAAGCAUCAGGAUACCUGAAGGAUGACUGCCUCGAGAUCGAGUGCGACCUCACUGUAAUCAAGGUGGAUGAGAUUGAUGUGCCACCACCGAAUCUGCAGGAUGAUCUUCAAAAGCUUCUGGAGUCGGAGGAAGGGGUGGAUGUGACAUUCAAGGUUAAAGAAGAGGUGUUCCAAGCCCACAGAAUUGUGCUUGCGAUGAGAUCGCCCGUUUUCAAGGCUGAGCUCUAUGGACCGAUGAGGCACAACAAAAAGGGGGGCAUAGUAGUUGAAGAUAUAGAGCCUCCUGUUUUCAAGGCCUUGCUUCACUUCAUCUACACUGAUUCUUUGCCCAUCAUGAAUGAUCUUGAUGCAAAGGACCAUCAUGAAAUGGUCAAGCAUUUGCUUGUGGCUGCUGAUAGGUAUGGCUUGGAGAGGAUGAAGUUGAUGUGCGAGAGCAUUCUUUGCAAGAAGCUUGCCAUUGACAGUAUUGCAACCACUAUAAUUCUAGCUGAUCAGCAUCACUGCAGCAAGCUCAAGGAUGCCUGCUUUCAAUUCAUCAACUCUUCAAACAGAAUGGAUGAUGUGGUGGCAAGCCAAGGGUACAACGACCUCAAAAGAGAAUGUCCUGCUCUAACUAUAGAGAUUUGGGAGAAAGCAGCCAAAUCUCGUAAGAUUUAG
Molecule: messenger RNA, 1050 nt
Organism: Miscanthus lutarioriparius
Lineage: Eukaryota; Viridiplantae; Streptophyta; Magnoliopsida; Poales; Poaceae
Source: the annotation of a GenBank genome assembly